UAGCCAACGGUCAGUCCUUGGCAAUGGGAUGGGUUCUAGAAUUGAGAUGAAAAGCCUGAACGCUCCUCAAGACGACGACAGCUGCAGCUCCAACAGCAACGACUUUGCAUACCCUGACUUUCCCAAGAAGAUUCCUCUCAAUGGGCAAUACCCAGAUGCAGAUCCAGAGAGUCAAAACUUCCUCUCUGAUCAUAACCCAAGCAAGAAGAAGUAUGAAACUGAAUAUCACCAGGGCAAUGCCUCCUUCGGCAUGUCCGUCUUCAACCUGGGCAAUACCAUCAUGGGCAGCGGCAUCCUGGGUCUGUCCUUCGCCAUGGCCAACACCGGCAUCGCCCUGUUUGUGUUUCUCCUGGUUUCCUUUGCUAUUUUCUCCUUGUAUUCUGUCCACUUGUUGCUGAAGACAGCCGAUGAAGCAGGUGCUCUUGUUUAUGAGUCACUGGGUUACAAGGCCUUUGGGAUCCCAGGCAAACUGGCUGCUUCCUGCUCCAUCACCAUGCAGAACAUUGGAGCCAUGUCAAGCUACCUCUACAUUAUCAAAUAUGAACUCCCCAUUGUCAUUCAGUCCUUUACUGGAGCAAAUGAUGGGUAAGUAGUUAAAUAUUUGGUCAUUUUAACAACUAAA
This is a messenger RNA of Poecilia latipinna (sailfin molly), 622 nucleotides long. Its product is annotated as sodium-coupled neutral amino acid transporter 2-like. The transcript is spliced from 6 exons. Gene Ontology annotation, cellular component: plasma membrane. Bases 29 to 589 code for a protein of 186 amino acids. Gene Ontology annotation, molecular function: L-glutamine transmembrane transporter activity. Lineage: Eukaryota; Metazoa; Chordata; Actinopteri; Cyprinodontiformes; Poeciliidae. Gene Ontology annotation, biological process: L-glutamine transport; amino acid transmembrane transport. The record is from RefSeq and is a predicted model, not a curated record.